Molecule: messenger RNA, 570 nt
Organism: Helianthus annuus (common sunflower)
Lineage: Eukaryota; Viridiplantae; Streptophyta; Magnoliopsida; Asterales; Asteraceae
Product: zinc finger protein ZAT6
Exons: 1
Coding region: 1-570 (189 amino acids)
Molecular function (GO): DNA-binding transcription factor activity
Source: RefSeq, a predicted model, not a curated record
AUGACACUCCAAGCGUUAACCACACUCCUCACAACACCCGAACUAACAUUCCUACACUACACAGACACAAACACCACCACUACCACCACCACCGUGACCGCCUGCCAUCCACCACCACCACCGUCACCCGAACCCACGGGGGAGGAUCAAUACUUAGCCCUGACCCUCAUGUUGCUUGCCCGAGGCGACUCCACCACUCAACCAUCCCCUUCAUCCCCUCAACACUCGGAUCAUAUUCCUACAAUGUUGUACGCGUGUAACAUAUGUAACAAGGUAUUCCCUACGUACCAAGCGCUAGGCGGUCACAAAUCGAGUCACCGGAGAAAUGUCCCGCUUGGUUCGGACGACCAAACGCUAACUUCCGGUGAUUUGAAGAGGGACGGAGUUAAGGGCUGCCAUGAGUGCUCUAUCUGCCAUAGGUGUUUCCCCUCCGGGCAGGCACUUGGUGGUCAUAAGAGACGUCAUUACGAUGGUGGAGGUGGAACUGCCAUUCAUGGUCAACCAAGAGACUUUGACUUGAACCUGCCCGCCUGCCCGGAAUACCCCUUCAGUUUAAGCGUUGACGGAUAA